This is a messenger RNA of Talpa occidentalis (Iberian mole), 1703 nucleotides long. It is a transcript of the gene CALHM4, whose product is annotated as calcium homeostasis modulator family member 4. The transcript has 2 exons. Gene Ontology annotation, molecular function: monoatomic cation channel activity. The record is from RefSeq and is a predicted model, not a curated record. NCBI's taxonomy places the organism in Eukaryota, Metazoa, Chordata, Mammalia, Eulipotyphla, Talpidae. Bases 154 to 1098 code for a protein of 314 amino acids.
ACAAGGAAAGAUGCUAGAAUCCUUUAAACAUGUAAGGAUGAUGGGUCACUUGACACAACCAGUUUAACCAGUAAGCUUCCAUAAAAUGAUUAUAGCUGCUGGAGUCCAGCGAUCAGAAAGGGCCACAGCUGAUUUGUGUAAGAGCUUCCCAAGAUGAGCCCGACUUUUCAGAGUCUUAUAUCUUCUCUGCAGAAAAGUGGAACCUGUAUUAAUUCUUUAAUUGGUGCUUUGACUAUUGGUGGGCAACAACUGUUCUCCUCUUUCACGUUUGGAUGUCCCUGUCAGGUUGGGAAAAAUUUCUAUUACGGGUCUGCUUUUCUAGUCAUCCCUACCUUGAUCCUCCUGGUUGUGGGCUAUGCUCUGAGAAGCCAGAUGUGGACAAUUACUACUGAAUACUGCUGCAGCUGUGCCCCUCGGCACCGGAAAAUCAGCCUCCUGGAACGCAAGCUGGCUUGCCUUAGGUUCUUCAGCAUCACCAAGAGGGCACUUGUGGCUCCAUUAACUUGGCUGGCGGUGACCUUGCUGACAGGUACCUACUAUGAAUGUGCAGCGAGCGAAUUUGCAUCUGUGGACCAUUACCCAGUGUUUGACAAUAUCAGUGCCAGCAAACGAGAAGAGCUCCUCGCUAGCUUUCCAUGUUACUCAUCAGAUUUACCCGAUAUGACGCUGGUGAGAGAUGAUAUAACUCUUCUGCACAGAUACCAGUCACAAAUGCUGGGCUGGAUUUUGAUCACCUUGGCAACCAUUGCUGUACUUUUCUCCUGCUGUUUGGCAAGGUGCUGUUCCCCCUUCACUUCUCUGCAACAUUACUACUGGAACAACCACCUGCAAAAUGAGAGAGAGCUCUUUGAACAAGCUGCAGAGCAGCACUCACGAAUCCUCAUCAUGCAGCGCAUAAAAAAACUAUUUGGCUUCAUUCCUGGAAGUGAAGAUGUCAAAAACAUCCGAAUUCCUUCGUAUCAGGAUUGGAAAGACAUUUCAGCACCCAGUCUUUUAUGCAUGGGAGAUGAAUUUCAAGGUCACUAUAGUUUCCUUGGAGACAGGGUAGAUGAGGAGAAUGAGGAAAACAAAUCAGGAGGUAUUGAAUUAAAACCUUGAUUAUAGCACAUUUCCUAAUUUAGUUUGCUUAACUGCCAUUUUAUUUUUAUAACGAUGGAAUUUCAAUGCAACAUCAUCUUUUUCUCUCUUCUGAUAUUUGUUUCAUAAGUCCAUCCAUAAUGCUAUUUCCAAAAUCAAUUUGUCUGCUAAUUAUGACAAUUUCUCUUUCUUUGAAAUUUCAUUGAUGAUCUGGUAAUGUCUUUAUUGUCAUAUUGUUCUAUGUUAAACAUUAUGCAAUUUGAAAUCACAUCAAAAUGUGAAUCUUGGUCUGUUACUUAGUAGCUGUGUGAAAAUUAAUAUUGAGUACCAUUUUGUUAUUUGCACAUAAUAGCUACCUCAUAGAGAUUUUGAGGAUUAAAUUUGGGAAUAUAAACAGUGCCUUUCAUAAAUUAAGUGCCAAUAAAUAUUACUCUCUCCCUUUCUUUUUGCAUUCUAUGUCUUCUUCCACUAUUUUCCCUGUCUCCCCAUUUCUGGAUUUCUUACUUCUACCUCUAACACAAUCUUCAGAAACUUCACAACUUCCUCCUCUUUUUUGUAGCUUAAAUACAUGAUCUUUUGGGAACCAGUACAAAAAAAAAAACUUAUAAAACUGGUAACAUGUAAGA